Messenger RNA from Manduca sexta (tobacco hornworm), 1502 nucleotides. RefSeq lists its product as uncharacterized. Bases 911 to 1444 code for a protein of 177 amino acids. Lineage: Eukaryota; Metazoa; Arthropoda; Insecta; Lepidoptera; Sphingidae. The transcript is spliced from 2 exons. The record is from RefSeq and is a predicted model, not a curated record.
UCUUUCUUAUUAGUUUUAUUUACUUUUGUUUGGUGAUAUUUGUUACCGACUUUCGAAAAAUAGGAGAUUCUUAAUUCGUUUUUCUCAAUUCAUUGGGUGGUGUGGUGGUACAUUCUAUGGUUUUUUGGAUAAAUAUAGGAAUAUACUUUAAGACCUAAAUGAGUAACAGACACGAGUAUCUAGGUGGUCAGUAUGUUAGUUAUAAAUCAGUCAUAAUCAGUGUUGGGCUGAUGACGUCGAUAUUACGAGAGUUGCGAUUCAGUUGCAGCUUAAUAAUGGAUUUGAGUGUGGGUAAAUGACAUCUGUUGGUAAAAAAAUAAAAAAGCACGUCACGCAUUUAUUCACGAAGGAGUAGGCAGAGGUACAACUAGGGCACCCACUAUUCGCCUGUGUUUUGUCCCAUGUGACGGGAACGAACCUAUCGCCACACCGUGCACAAAUUCUUGACUCCGUGUUGAUACUUAGUAGAACAACCCAAUAUCACUGCUUGACCCGGGAAUUGAAACUGGAACAUCAGAGCCUUGUCGUACAGCGCACGCAAUACAACUACGCCACCGAGGGUAGUAUUUUUUUAUCAACAACUUAUUUAAUGAUACCCUCAUGAUACUCACUAUUUGUAUACUAUUUUUUGAAUGUCAUCGGCUUAUUACCGAUCAUUUACUUGUGUAUGAAGUUUCUAAUUAUAACUUAUCUUGUAAUACUCUUUAGUGUCAUCUAAAGAUUUGGCGAAAAAUCUAUUUUAUUACAGAACAGAAAACGAUAUUCAUUUUGUCUUUGACGUCUCAUAUUUUUUUUGAGUAUUUAUUUCUAUUUUGCAAUAAAAUUCAUGUUUUCAUAUAAAUGAGACGAUCCAUUGGACUUUUUCAUUUUGUUUCAAAAACGGUGACCAGGACCUGGUCACUCCUGAAACAUGUGUCGAACAGUACACGCGCUCUUACAAACAGCAAUAUGUGGCAUACAAAUGUUGGUCCGGGUCUUCAUGACCGUCAUUCUCAUGAUUGAGAACGUCAUUAGAAUGGUCCUGCAGACGAUGUACAACUUCAUAUCGUUUAUACUGCAGAUGAUAUCGCUCAUACCGAUAUGCGUGGUGUUCCUACUCACUGCGCGCCUAAAAUGCUUCAUGUGCGGGGGAGGUGGUCCCUGCCCGGUCAACAGAGGCGGGACGUGUGACUGUCUUAUGUCUGCUUUGGCUAUAGUCAUCCUCUUCUUCAUAUUCAGAGCAACAGGGGUACUAGACAAGAUCUUCUAUAGCCUCGGCUACACUAAAGCCAAGGUAUUAGCUCAUAGAUUCGUCCCCACGCCCGGCGAUAUCACCGAAUGUUCUAGAAACGAUACGGAAUAUGACUCUAACACUACUCCAGGAAGGCUGUUCCUUCGGGAUGACAUCGAGACGACAUCUAACAACAACUGGACAACAGUGCUUUACUAUUUUGCAUUAAAUUAAACAGCAAAAUUGCAAUGUAUCGUUCUUUGAUUAUGAUAAUUAUAUAAUAAUGAUUUAA